AGUGUCCGAUUUUACUGUCUCCAAUAUGGACCCGGCAACGAAGAGUUUUUUCGUGGCACGUCGAAAAGAGGACCCCGAGAAUGCUGUCUGUUGUGACUGCGGUGCUGCCAACCCACAGUGGGCAAGCGUCCCUUAUGGGAUCUACUUCUGUCUAGUCUGUUCUGGGAAGCACCGAUCUCUGGGGGUACACCUUAGUUUUGUGCGCUCGACCACGAUGGAUAGCUGGAACCCCAAACAGUUGAAGAAAAUGGAGCUCGGUGGCAACAGCAAGUUUAACAAAUUCUGUCGAGAGAUGGGAAUCGACAAGAUGUCGAUCUCGGAAAAGUAUAAUACUAAGGCGGCGGAGUACUAUAGGAACUACAUUCAAGCUUUGGCUGACGGUACCGCGCCGCCUGAGAGGCCCUCGGUAGCUGACGGGAAGAUGCCGGCAUAUCCUCCUCCUGCUUCGUCGACUAGUGGUAGUCAACGAAGCGCGUCUCCUCCACCAGGGUCAGGUUUUGACUCGUCCAAUGGGUAUAGCAACGGGUUCAAUACGCAGCGACAGCCUGGCCGGAAUACCAUGACGGGCUUUGGAAGUGAGAUGUCUGGUAUGAGGAAUCAGGGAAGCUCUGAUCGAUACAGCUCGGCAGGGUUCCAGCAAGGAGGAGGACCGAGCCAGGGAGACUACUGGCACCAAGAGGGUCAGGAGGAUAACGAUCCUUUGGGGAACAUGAUCUCUGGUGCCGCGUCGUGGAUGCGUUCUGCGAGUCAGCAAAUACAACAUGACGGUUGGAAUGCGACUGCUCAGAGUUAUGCUCAGUGGGCAGCUCAGAAGAGCUCUGAAGCGUAUAGUACUGUCACCGACGAGGCCUUCAAGGAUAAGGUUCGUUCGAAACUAGCGUCAACGUCGGACUGGUUCUCGCAGCAGCUCGGUGGUACAGGUAGCUCAGCCAGGGGUGAGCAGGCAGCUGAGUAUCUCGGCACCUUGUCGUCGGGAACAAUGGAGGGUUUUGGUUCGGGUUCUGUGAGGCCUCCAGUAUCAUCGGCGCCGCCGAGCACUACACGGGGAUCUGCUAGGGGGGAGGCAGCAGCUACCUAUCUUAACACCUUGUCCACUGGGAAGAUGGAAGGAUUCGGUUCGGACUCGAUGGUGUCCUCACCUCCUCACCAGGCAGGGAGUCAUGACGCCCAUGGUCGGUCCAAUUCUUCUCCACCACGCGCGAGUGACUCGCCGUUGAUCGACUUGUCGUCCUCGACCGUCUCUAAACCGUCCCCGCAGCAUUCCCAACCGAGCUCUGCUGGGCAUCAGAAGGCUCCACAGGUGGGCGGCUUGCAGCCCCAGAAGAAGACUGGCACUUUGAGUGACCCCGAGGCUUUCUGGAAUGAGGACAACUGGUGAUUUGUUCACUUACUAUCUCUACUGGAAUCGUGACCGACACCAAGCCUGUCACCUGCUCCCCUCCUCUGCACCGCUAUUACAGUCGUUGUUUUUCAUCAAAAUGUACCAUAUAGAUGGUCGGAAAGGGGAAUGGGUAGCAGUAGUAUCCUCAGUUCUUACC
Perkinsus marinus ATCC 50983 is the source of this 1538-nucleotide messenger RNA. Its product is annotated as ADP-ribosylation factor GTPase-activating protein, putative. The record is from RefSeq and is a predicted model, not a curated record. Gene Ontology annotation, biological process: regulation of ARF protein signal transduction; regulation of endocytosis. Lineage: Eukaryota; Perkinsozoa; Perkinsida; Perkinsidae. The coding region runs from base 26 to 1378 and encodes 450 amino acids. Gene Ontology annotation, molecular function: GTPase activator activity. The transcript is spliced from 10 exons. Gene Ontology annotation, cellular component: Golgi membrane.